UUCCAGCGUAAAUUUGCUGAUUAUUUAUUUAUGUAUUUUUUUCAAUUUUACAGUGCGGAUAUCUUUCUUUUUUGUUAAUCUGUAAUUUCUCAAAAUGCUCCAAAGCGGCAUUUUGUUUGUUUUGAUUUAUAGUCAUAUCAGCGUCAUUCUGAGUAAAGAUGAUCCCUGCAAUAGCUUUCUUGAAAUAAACGAUACCACGAUGUCAGUAGCUUAUACAGUGAGUGACAAUGACCCGAUAUCCUGUAAGAAACUCAAGCCAUUUUUAUGGUACAGAUACAUUGGAUCAGACAAGGGAUACUUGACAAAUGUUUGUCCAAAUAAAGGACAAUGUGGAAGUCGGUCACAAAUUUGGUUCAAAGGCACUGUGCCAAGUGUGGAUGAUGGCGAAACACUGGCACGUGUUUGCAUUAGUAAAGAUGGCUCAUGUUGCAAUUUACACAGCCGAUUAAAGAUAAAGAAUUGUACUGAUUUCAUUGUAUACUUUGUGAUUCCAACCUCUCCCUGUACUCAUUACUGCUUUGCAGAGUUCAUUAACCAAUGCGAUUUCUCUAAUCAGUGUACUAGGCAUCUGUUUCAACGAAGUAAUGAUAAAUAUAAUGCUAUUGUUAAUUGUCAUAUCUGUUUCUAG
Messenger RNA from Ruditapes philippinarum (Manila clam), 628 nucleotides. RefSeq names its product oncoprotein-induced transcript 3 protein-like. Bases 95 to 628 code for a protein of 177 amino acids. The transcript is spliced from 4 exons. NCBI's taxonomy places the organism in Eukaryota, Metazoa, Mollusca, Bivalvia, Venerida, Veneridae. The record is from RefSeq and is a predicted model, not a curated record.